GCCUGAUGUCUCUAUCCCAGACCCCGCUGGGAUAUCACCAGCCUUCUUGACUCCAAGCAUCGCCGCCGACAAACGCCCUGGGCUCAGCAUAAGCAGGAGCCGCAGCCAUGUCUCAAUCCCUACGGCCGUACCUGCAAUGUGUACGGAGCAGCUUGACAGCUGCCCUCACCCUCUCCAACUUCGCCUCCCAGACCGCCGAACGACACAAUGUUCCCGAGAUUGAGGCCCAAUCGUCGCCCGAGGUCCUCCUCACCCCGCUCACCAUUGCGCGCAACGAAAACGAGCGGGUCCUGAUCGAGCCAAGCAUCAACUCGGUCCGCAUUAGCAUUAAGAUCAAGCAGGCCGACGAGAUUGAGCACAUUCUGGUACACAAGUUCACUCGAUUCUUGACGCAGCGCGCCGAGUCCUUCUUUAUCCUGCGGAGGAAACCCAUCAAGGGAUACGACAUUACCUUCUUAAUAACCAACUUCCACACUGAGGAAAUGCUCAAGCACAAGCUUGUCGACUUUAUCAUCCAGUUUAUGGAGGAGGUUGACAAGGAAAUUUCCGAGAUGAAGCUCUUCUUGAACGCAAGAGCUCGAUUCGUGGCCGAGUCUUUCCUGACACCGUUUGACUAAAAGAACCACCUCACCAGGGUUGAGGUGCGGAGUUUCGACGAAGGGGCUCUGACUGUCGCGAAGGUUCUUGUGAUCUGGGACGAGGUUAUUGACCACAAAGCAUCCAUCCAAACAGGAUUUAGACGAAGCAAAACCUCGACCUACCACGAGUGGACGUGUUGGGAUGACGAUAUUUAGACACGAAGCUUUGCCGACUGUAUCGAGCAGAAAUACAUACAUCGAUGUUGAAAUGCAUGCAGUCCUCCUGUUUGCAACCGCCGGGACAUGUGGACUUAUUAAACCCUCGCAGAUUGUGACAUGUGUCAAAGUGGAACGAAUUGGCCUCCGGGCUUCAUGUGGUGGCCACUUCUUUGGCGUCGGUGUUGCUGUGGUUGGGCCGAGCUGUAUGAAUAAAACUCAUUUGAACUAGAUGACGGAGGACAUAUGAUGCCUGGGCUUGAUUAGGUAUCCAAUCAAGCGCUGGAAAACCCGCCAAG
Messenger RNA from Ilyonectria robusta, 1093 nucleotides. RefSeq lists its product as uncharacterized. Lineage: Eukaryota; Fungi; Ascomycota; Sordariomycetes; Hypocreales; Nectriaceae. The record is from RefSeq and is a predicted model, not a curated record. Bases 108 to 617 code for a protein of 169 amino acids. Gene Ontology annotation, biological process: Arp2/3 complex-mediated actin nucleation; actin filament polymerization. The transcript is spliced from 5 exons. Gene Ontology annotation, cellular component: actin cytoskeleton; Arp2/3 protein complex. Gene Ontology annotation, molecular function: actin filament binding.